Molecule: messenger RNA, 1236 nt
Organism: Fusarium venenatum
Lineage: Eukaryota; Fungi; Ascomycota; Sordariomycetes; Hypocreales; Nectriaceae
Molecular function (GO): oxidoreductase activity; FMN binding
Source: RefSeq, a predicted model, not a curated record
AUGACUUCUCGCAUAGAGCAACCGAUAACGCUGAAAAAUGGCUUAACGCUACCAAACCGCUUGGCCAAGUCUGCCAUGGCAGAGAACAUAGCAGAUAAGGACCUUUUGCCAACUGAUCAAGUCUAUACUGCUUACAAGACCUGGGCCAACGGUGGCUGGGGACUUAUAAUCACAGGGAACGUGCAGGUUGAUCCUCGCCAUCUGGGCCAGGCUAGGGAUAUUGCCAAUAAUGACUCCAUUGACAGGAGCCGCAUUCUAAACAGCUGGAAGAAGUGGGCAUCUGCUUCUCGAAUCGGUGGAACUCCUACUGUGGUCCAGAUCAGCCAUCCCGGCCGGCAAUCUCCACUCGGCGCUGGCAAUCGAGGUUUAUUCGACAAGACGCUUGCUCCCAGCGCUAUCCCUCUACGACUCGGCAAAGGAGUAUUUGCGGCGGUGGCCUCCAGGCUGCUGUUUGGAACGCCAAGAGCCAUGACAGUUACGGAGAUUCUAGACGUUCAAGAUCGCUUCGUCAAGACAGCAGUUCUUGCCUCCGAUGCUGGAUUCGACGGCAUAGAGCUGCAUGGAGCACACGGAUACCUCCUCUCACAAUUCUUGAGUCCCAAGACUAACCAGCGGACUGACGAAUAUGGCGGUUCAGCUAGGGAGAGGGCGAAGAUUGUAGUGGACAUUAUCAAGGCAAUCCGCAAAGCUGUGCCAUCAAGCUUCACCAUCGGUAUCAAGUUCAACUCAGUUGAUCACCAGUCUUCUCAAGCCCUAGAGGAUUGUAUUGAGCAACUCCGUUUAAUCACAGACGCCGGGAUCGAUUUUCUCGAAAUCAGUGGUGGAAGCUAUGAAGAACCAAUUGGUAUUGCCGAUCCGGAUAAAAUCCAACCUGUCAAGAAAGAAAGCACAAAGGCCAGAGAAGCCUUCUUCCUUGACUUUGCGACAGCCAUUAGAGACCAAUUCCCUGGCCUUCCAUUACUUGUCACAGGCGGGUUCCGUAGCCGCAAUGUGAUAGAAGAUGCUUUGGCAAGCGGUUCGCUAAACAUUGUUGGUUUAGCACGGCCAGCAAUGUUGGAUCCAUCUGUUCCUACAAAUACGCUCUUGAACAAGAACAAGAAGGACGAAGAGGCAAGAGCCAUUGCCAUCUCUGUCCCAACCCCUUGGCUACUGAAGAAGAUUGGAAACUAUAUCAUCGGAGCUGGAUAUGAAACUGCCUGGUAUGGCAAGAAGAUUAAGACUAUGGGUAAAUUGUAA